This is a messenger RNA of Racocetra persica, 153 nucleotides long. The record is from the annotation of a GenBank genome assembly. NCBI's taxonomy places the organism in Eukaryota, Fungi, Glomeromycota, Glomeromycetes, Diversisporales, Gigasporaceae.
AAACAAUCUGGUGCUGGCGGUAAUUCACAAUUGAACUUUUCAGAAAUAGCAAUUCAAGAAAUCAAUACACAAUUUUCAAGCUUUAAUAUAGAGGAAGACAGCACAAAUAAAAAAUCAAAAUUUUCAGAUGAUUCAGAUGCUUCAGAAAAUGAU